AUGCAUUCGCACCAAAAUCGGUUUGAGAAAGCAUUUAAAAAGCUCCAAGAAGAAGUACAGCACAAAACCACCAGGACUAUCAACGAAAGAUCCCGAAAUACAAAACUUGGAGAUGCAGAUUUUAAUAAUCCCAAACCAAAACCACCUUCAAGCACAUCGAAAAAGAAAGCAAGAAAAUUCAAAUCCACUCUAGGAAAAAUUGUUACAAAACAAGAAAUUUCUCCACCUGAAACCGAAAAUUUUGCUCCAACAAAUCCAAGAUUAUUCAAACAAACAAUUAGAGCCUCACAAGCAGGGCCAUUAUCAGCAAGACCAAAAGAAGUCGGUCCUGUUGUUGCUUGGGACGAACCAAUUGAAAGACAAGACAUUCAGCAAAUUGAGAAAAAUUUACAAAUCAUGACAGAAAAAUGUCAUAAAUUUGUUGUUCCUCCAAAGAUCCAAGUGAAAAGUGAGAUACCAGACAAGCUUCCAUUAGACUUCUUCGAUUGCUUCAACGGAUUAUCUAGUGAUGAACAGCGUGUAAUGAAUGGCGAAAAGAAUAUAAUGGCUAAAACAAAAAUAAUUGAGUUUGGAAAAGAAAAUUGGCAUAAAUGCAAAGUAUUGAAGUACAAAAAAGAUUCACAUACAUUCGUUGUACAAAUACCAGACUUAAAGAGUAUAUUUAAUCCACAAAGACCAUUAGUGAAAGAAGUUUCCAGGUUUAAUAUCAGAUUUAAUGAUGAAAACAAAGAAAAAAUUGUUGAAAGAUUGAAAUUGGCAGAAAAAAUCAGAAAUGAGUUUGAAAACAAAACAAGAACAGAUGAGUUCUUAGAUACAUUGGAUGAUGAUAAUUAUUUAUCAUUUAUAAGACCAGAAUUUAGAAAGAAAAUGCCUCAAGAUGCUUUGCAAGUUGCAGAAAGAGUCCAAAAAAUGUUUGCUGUUAGAGGUGAUAUUCAGAAAGGAGAAAUCGAUUAUGCUGUUGAUGUACUCAAUAGUGUAGGUGCUGAUAUUAAUAUUUACACACCAAAGGAAAUAAAGAAAUCUUUGGUUUUCCAGACAGAUUUCAAAGAAAGUUUAGAAAAUUUAAUUAAUUUGCCAAUUACAAUAAAUCUUGAUAUCUUCUUGAAAUUAACGCAAAAGAUUAAUGUAAUAGUACUUGAUGAAAAGGAUUUGAUUUCAAAUAAACUUAAGCAUUUCAUUGAAGGUAAAAAACUCUUGAUAAAAGAUUGGAUUCCUUUGAUAAAUGACUUCAAAAAUUGGUUGUCAAAUGAUUUGAAAGAAUUUUCUGAUGGUAUUGCAAAAUUGAUUAUUUCUAGUUUGAAUGGAAUAAUAGAUGAUAAUAAAAAUGCGGAGGUAAUUAGUGAUUCAAUUAUCCAUCCUUAUUAUCAAUUUUUGACUCCACAAGACAGCACUUUUCACCGAUUUAUCAAAAAGGUUCAAUUAAUGGUUAGAGAAUUAAUUUUAGAUAUUUUGGACUACAAUCAAACAAUAUUUGAACAAAUUUUGGAUUAUAAUUGGAAGCCAUUAGAACCUUCUCAUAUAAGUUUAGAUGAUUUCACAACUUUAUCUUCCUCUAUUUCUGACAAAAAUAUUUCGAUUGUCAAACCAAUGUUUAUCAUUGAUCUUGGAAACGAAGAGAAUGAAAUGAUUGAUAUUUUGAAGCAAUUAUAUGGAAUGAUAACAACAAUUUUACCAGAUACAAUCAAUCCUUCUUCAAUUAUAUUUGAAAGAACAAUUCCAAUUGAUUUAGACAACAAAAAAGAAUCCGCUUUCCAAAUUUUCAUGAGAAGAAACAAAAAAGAAGAACUAAUUCCUUCAACAAGAGUCAUAAAUACAAAUAUUACUAAUGAUUAUUUAAUUGGCUACAAAGAAACAAUCUAUAAAAUGAUUGAUUUUCACAUUAAACAUGUGAAUGAAGCAUUUCCAAUUAUGCAAGAAGAAACUUCAAAUAUAUUUGAUCAUUUUGAAACAGAUUACAUCCCAAAGAUUGAUGAUACUUAUAAGUAUAUAUCUAAAUUGAUGCCAGAAAAAGAUUUCUUUUAUCAGCAUUUCCCAGCUUUCAUUAAUUUAGGUUUGUUUGAACUGAAUUUCGAAGAUUUCAGAAACACAAUUGUUGAUUGUGUUGAAAAGAAGAGAAAUACAACUUUAGAAAUUGUAUCUAAAGAUUUAGACGAGAAAAUUGCCCAACUCAAUAAGAAGUAUGACAAUAUAAUUAAAUCAUUUAAGAAGGAAAUCACAACUCCUGAACAAUGGUCAACGAAAAAACAGAUAUUAGAAGAAUUACCAAAAACAAGGAAAGAACUUGAAAAAGAAGCAGAUUAUAUCAUGAAAUUAUAUAACUUAUUAUAUGACUUAUAUUAUGGACUAGAUGCUCAAACAGUUUCUAACAUUUUGAACAUAGAAUUCUGGCCUCUUUUGAUUGAUAUUGAGUUAGGUCAAGCAAUUACUCAAAUUAACACAAUUGGAAGGGAAUACGUAGAGAACAUUCCUUCUUUAAUUGAACAGAUAAAGAGUGAGCAAACUAAGACAAAAGAAGAUUUGAGAAAAGAAACAAAUUCUCAUUUUAGAGAUCAAAAAAUUAAAUACUUGAAAAUUUUGGAUCAAAAAAUGGCAAAAAUUCAAGAAAUUCAGGGCCAACUUCAAACCAAGAAAGAAGAAUUCACAGAAGAAGAAACAAGAGUUAAACUCUGGAAGAUUAUCACAAUGUACCAAGAAAUGUUGAAGAAAUGGUAUGACAUUAAAAUCAAAGAUUUGGAUGUGAAUUCAAUCAAAAAUGACAUAAAUAGUUGGUUGUUGACUUUACGCAAACUAACUAAAGAGUUUGCAAAAGAUCAGAACUCUUUGAAAGCAUUAAUAUCUGUGAAGAAUGAUUUAGAGAAUAUACUGCCUAUAUUUAAGAUGAUUGCACAGAUCCUUUCGGAUAAAAUUAAACCACAUAACAGAGUAGUUUUAGAAGGAAUAAUUGGAAGAAAAGAUUUCGAAAAUUUGACAAUCAAUAAAUUUAAUGAAAUGAAUAUCAACGAGAAAAUUCCUCAAAUCAAUGAUUUAUACAACAAAUCAAAGAAUGAAGAUAAAGCAGAACUCGAACUAAUUGAUGUAAGAGAUACAAUGAAUGGAAUGAAAAUAGAAAUCGAUGAAAAUAAUUAUAUUUCAAAUGCUGACCAAAUGAUAAAUGAUUUGAAAUAUAACCAAGCAGUUUUGAAGAACAUCAUUUAUGGAGUUCAAUUAACGGGAGUUAAAAAUGAUAUUGCAAUCCAACUCCAUCGAAAAAUUGUAAGAAUGCUUCAUGUCGUUGAUAAUUUUGUUUCUUUACAAGAACAUUUAUUGUUACUAAGUCCCCUAAGUUUACCUGAUGUUGAUCAACAGAUCAAGAGUGCAAUGUACUCUGAAUUAAAACUGUUAAAUCAACUCAAAUCUGAUUGGAUGUCAUUCAUCCUUGAAAUCAGAAAUGAUCCAUUACUUUUGGAUUUCAUUGAAAAUAAUGAAUUUGUUAUGGGAUUAAAGACAACAGAAUCAAGCGCAAUCCAACUGAGAACUAAAUUCAUUGAAGUUAUUAUAUCAUUUAGAUCAAUUUCUCCGAGAAUGUCAUUGAUUCCUGAUAUCAAAAUCAUUGAAACGUUUAGUGAUGACAUCAAAACAAAAAUUUCUGUUCUUUCUAUUGUUUUUCAAGGAAUUGAAGAGUGGAUUUAUGAAGAUAAAAUCAUUAAAGGAAUCAUUCUUGAUACUGAGGAAUCAAUAGAAUUUACUAAUGCAAUCAAUAUCUCUGGUCCUUUAAUUACACAAGUUCCAAUAAUUGAAAACGAAAUCAUUAAUACAAUGAAAAGUUUGUUCUUCAAUUUCUUAGAUGACAGAUCAAAAUUUUCCAAGUUACCAUUACAAUUAAAGAUCCUAGCAAUCUUUGUUGAUAAUAAUAUUGAUUUAGAUAUUAAUACAAUACCUGACAAGCAAAGAACAAUAUUAAAUUCAUAUAAAGAAACUCUGAAAUCAGUGAAAAAUCCAAUUAAAGCUGAAAUUGACAGAAACAAUCAAAUUGUUUCACUUAAAACUGAAAAAGGAGCAAUUAAUUAUGCAUUUCAGAUAUCAUCAGUUAAAACAGCAAUGUUUUCUCCAUUCCUUCAUGAUAUCUUUUGCGAUAUUAUUGAAAAACUGAUGACAGCAAAACCAAUUUUAAUUCAUUCUCAACUAGGAUCAAUUUUCAUUUUGUGCGUGAAGAUGUUUUGUUAUUUUUCAGGACGCUCUUUGCUUUUAAUCCAUUCAACACCAUCGAUGCCUAUCUUUAGAAUACAACAACUAAUAGAUAUUCUCAAACAAAUCAAUGUUUUUGUUUGUGUCGAUGAAAUUCAGAUUCUCAAACAAAGUCAAUUAUUAGAUCUUUCAAUAAUCAACAGAGGAAAACAGUUCUUUUGCACGGCAACGAGUGUAUACAUCUCUGACUUGAUACAAUCGAUGUGCUACAGCAUACUUUUGGAUAAAGAUAACUACAACAAACACUUGGAAUUCAUUGGAAUGAAGAUGUUUGAGAACCAACAAAAUGAUGUCAAAUUCACUGUGAAUAAUUUGACAAAAUACAUUCAUCCUUAUUUGCUUCAGCAAUAUUUUGAUUAUUCAUUUGAUAACUCAAGGAAAACUCUUAAGUUUGACUUCCUUUCGAACUUCAAACAAGUCGUUCCUCCUGAUGUAAUUUCAUUGAUAAAAUUCGAAGAAAUGAUGAUGAAAACUCCAAAGAAAACUUUAAAUGUCGGAAAAAACAUGCUCCAAACAAAACUUUUCAAGUAUAAUUUUGACAAGAUUACAGAACUUAUCAAUACAAAACAACAUGUUUUCUUGAUGAGUGGACCUCCUUUUUCAGGAACAUCAACAGUUAUUGAAGCUGCUUCUCUUUCUUUGGGAAUGAAUUAUCAUUAUCUCGCUUUUACAAGUGAAGAAUGGGUCAGUAUUUUAACAACUGUUUUAGUGCAAUCAAAUGAGAAAGAUUGUGUUUAUCAUUUAUUAGUUCCUUUCGCAAAUCCUUUCAUGUAUCAUUCUAUAUCAAUAAAUGAGAAUUCGAUGGUUUGCGAAGGAAAUAAUUCAUUGAUGUCAAUUGGAUCAAACACAGUUAUUAUUUUUGAAUUGAUGAAUCCAGUUGUCAAUGCUUCACCUAUUUCUAUUCCAAUUGUAUCAUUUACACAACCAUUAGUUUCUUUCUCUGAUCUAUUGAACUUCUGGAUCAUUAACGAUAACAUUCAAUUGGAUGAAGAAAUGCAGAAUAUUGUAAGAACUGUUUGCACGAAAUUGAUAAAGAAUUCGUUGCAACUACAAUCUUUCUUUAAGAUAUUUACUUGUUUUGGAAACACUUUUAGACCUGACAGCCAAAAUUAUUUGUUUUUGAUCAUUGCUUUUGCAAUUUUCUGGUCAAGAUCAAAUUAUUACGAAAACAUUAAUGAAAUGAGACAAUAUUCGAAAGAAAUCAAAAACGAGUUAGAAAUAGAUCAUUUCAUCAAGAAAGAUAUAAUUGAUUAUUCUUAUAGAUUAACAUUUAAACCUUUAGAAGUUUAUGAGAUAAAUAAAUCUCAUGAUUUAGCAAUAAACGAUGAGACUCUCUUAGACAAGUACUCUGCAACACAUUGCGGACCAAUUGAAUUCACAAACAUUCCUUGUAUGCAAUUUAUUCAAAGUGUCAAAAAUUUGACGAUCAUGUUGCAAUCGAAAAUUUCUUGUUUCUUAUUGGGACCUCCAGGAUCAGGAAAGACAACAAUCAUUAACUAUAUCUGUGAUACAGUUUUCAUUGAACCAAACUUCUUCAAUAUAAGAAUCAAUGGAAAUUCUGUUGAUAUAGAAUGGUUUUUGAAUCUUUUGGAUUCGAUUUCAACAGUUUCAGUUGAAAAUGUCAUGGAACCAACAAACAAAUUACCAACUGUUAUUGUUUUCGAUCCUAUUCCUAACACAGACACAGAAUUGUAUGGUUUCCUUUUGUCAAUUAUCAAAUGCGGCUCCAUAAUUUAUCAUAAUUCCAUCACGAAACUGAAGAAUUACAUUUUCCUUUUGACAGGAGAAACUUGUGAACAUCAAAUCGAAGACGCUGUUUUCAUGUUCAAGAUUCCAGAAUAUCAGAAUGAUGAUUACAAGUUAAUUGCUCACGAGAUCAUCACAAGAGCUAUUUUAAGUAGACAUGAUCCACAAUCAAACAAAUUUAUUCAAAAAUCAAUUCAAAACUUUGAUUCUGUUUUUGACGAAUUUAAAGAUUUGAUAAAAACAAGUGGAAAUCUUCAUUUGCUUUGUAUGCUUGCUAGAAAAGUUAUUAACUAUAAAGACCCAACAACAAAUGGAUACAAUGAUUAUUUGUUUUAUAAUUUGAACAAAUUGAUUCCUGAUUUUAAGAAGAAUGAUUUCGACGAUCCAAAGUUUAUGAUAACUACUUCGAAUGAAAUAGACUAUUUCGUACAGAAUACUGAAGACCAGAAGUUUAUGCAACUAAUACAAACGAAAUUACAUGAUAAUUUUGAUGAAAUCAAAUUAGAUGAUUAUGGAAAAUUGUUUUUAGCUUUCAUAAUGAACUGCUUCACAACAUCUUACUCACAUCCAUUGAUUGUUGAUGACCAAGGCUGUGAUUAUGAGUACAUAAUCGAUAUUUGUGGUCAAUUACUUAAUGCAAAAAUUCAGAGAUUUACAAAUAUCGACAAAAUCUGGCAACUUGUUCUAAAUGCAAUAACAGCAAGUGAACAUUAUGUUCUAGUUAUGAGAUCUCCAAUUGAUGAUCUCAUGGAAUUGCUUUACGAUAAAUUAAAAACAUCAAUGAUUGAAAUCAUCAUAAAAGCAACAAAUGAAAGAUCUUUGAAUGAUUUGAUCACUGCUUCUUUGUUUACUGUUUGUAAAUUCCCUUAUGCAAACUUAGUUUCACAAGAAUCAAUGAAAAUGGAAGCUCAAGAAGAAGAAAUUAAAUUAGAUUCUCCGAAAAGAAUCAAAAUUUCUCCACAAAAAACUAGUGGAAGACUGAGAUUGUCAUUGAGCUCAAGAAUGAGCGAAAUAUGGUCUUCUGCAACACUAUCAAAACAGAACUUGACAAUAAGAGGAAAUGCUUUUAGAUAUGUUGCAAUGCACAUGUUUAGAAAAUUACAUUUUGUCACUUUUAUUUCAGAAAGAAAUCAAAUUGAUCAAAAGAAAUUGAACGCGUUCAAUAUAUGGGAUAGAUCUCAUAUUGUUCCAAAUACAGAUAUACAACUAUUGAAGCAAAUCUUCCUAUUCAUGAAGACAUCAAAAACAAAGUAUUUUGUUCCGAUUUUCACUCAGUUUCACAGGAUUUUGCAAAAAUACAAAUUCCUUGAGAAAUCAGUGAACGAAUUCAUUGCAACAAAAAGACAAUUUACCACAAAGGUUUUGUCUGUUAUUCAUUCAAUUGAAACAGCUAUUAAGGACACAGAACUUUCCAUUUUAUCAAUUACUUCCCAAAUCGAAAUUGACUCCAAUUAUUUGCAAAAUCACAUCGAAGCAAUUGAAUUUAGAGAACAAUUUCUACAAAGUUUGGAGAACGAAAAAGGAAGAUUAGAGAAAGAACUUGAAGAACUUAAACAAAGAGAGAAGUUGUAUGACAAAUACAAGAAAAAUGAUUCUGCUGUUACUUUAGCUAAUUACAAUCAAAUAACUAAAAUUGCUGCAAAAGCAUUUACUCCUGAUGAACAAUACAAACUUUACAUCCAACAGAAUCCUCCUGAACCAAUCCGACAUUUGUUCAAUGUCUUCUGUGCUUUGCAUGAAUUCACUCCAAGAAGUGAUGGAGAUUAUUGGCCAGAAGCAAGAGGUUUCUUGAGAGUUGGAAGAUUCAACAAAGUUCUUUUAGUUUUCGAUCCGAAUUCAAUCAGAAAAGAAGUUGCUCUCCAUCUUGAUGUGAAAAUGAAAGAUCCUUUAUUAGUUGAUGAGAAGUUCCCCAAAGAUUCAUGUUGUUUGUAUUUGUUACAUUGGUUACAAGCAGUUUUAACUCACACGAAAUCAACAAAGUUUGAGCAAACCGUUCAAAUACAAAUGGAUGAACACACAAAAACAAUAGAAAGGAGAGAAGAAGGAUACAAAAAGAUUUUGCAAAGAAUAAAAGAAGCGAAAGAUGACUUGGAAUUGCAUCAAAAAGGAAAAGAAGAAGUAACCAUCAAAUUGCAAGAAGAACAAAGUGCUUUAGUAAAGAGAAAGGAGUUCCUUGAGAAAGCUAAAGCAGCCGCAAGUAUUUUCCCUGAUGUAAAAGAAGAUUUAAGUCGUUUCGUUAAUGGAGAAAAAACUUAUGGAAAGAAUUUGACAAAUUUCUUAGUGAAAUCUGUUGUUGAAAUCUCAACUUUGCCGAUGAUUUCUGGACCAAUUAGACAACAAUUUAUGCAGAAUGUCAAUCAAAUAUUUAAUGAUAAUCUUGCUGAUUCAACAUUCUUUAUCUCACUUAAAGAUGUCAUGGGAACUGAUGAUCCAUUAAUUUUGUCUUUGAUUUCUGGAGAUAGAUUAAUUUGUUGUUAUGAUCCUCAUGGGACAGAAUUUUCUUAUGUUGGAGGAGACACAAAACAUCCUUCUCCUGCUUUACAAAGAAGAUUCAACUUUACUUAUACAACACCUGAUAAAUUGUCUUUCUAUGAAGACAUAAGAGUUGCCGCAGAAAUUGGAAAUGUUUUGGUAAUUUCGCAUGCAAAUCAAGAAGCUAUUGACAGUCAAUUUUUAACUUCAAUUUCCUCAAAAAGUGGAAAACAUUGCACCUUAAAAGACAGAGAAGUAUCAAUUGAUUCUAACUUCAGAGUGAUUUUCUUUGUUGACAAACCACUCAAGUAUAUUCCUACAGGAGUAACAUUUAUCCAUUGCAAUUAUAUCCCACUUGAAAAGAUUGAAUCUACAAUUUCUAAAAAUGAAAGUUCAAUUCAAAAUCUCGAAAAAUUAACUAAAACAGAACAAAUUGCCCAUGGACAGAAAUUGGGUUUGUACAACUCUAUACAGAGUUUAGAAAAGGAUCUUCAUAGAUUACAUUCUGCUGAUAGCACUGUUCUUGAAGAUGUCCAAGUUCAAUCCAUUGUUGUUUUCAACACUGAAAAGAGAUUACUCGAAAUCAAAAAAGUUUAUGAAAGGAACAUAAUUGAGAACAAAGCAAUCAGAGAAACAGCACAGAAGAUACAAGAAUUUAUUACAGAUAUACAAAACUAUUAUGAGUACUCAAGUUUAUACUUAUUCCCAUUUGAAAAAAUCUCAAAAAUCCUCAAAAGUUGUCCAGAAAAUUCGAAUCAAUACGAACAUCUUUUACAAACAAUUGGACAAUCAUUAACAACACAUCACAGAUGGACAAUCAAGCAGCUCAAAGGCAUAACAAUUCCUGAGUUUGUUCCAUCUAAAAUCAACAUCUUACACUUCAAUGAAAUUGCAAAUGCAGCGGAAUAUUUCAUCAAGAGUUUAUCAACAGGAGAAAAGUAUAAUGUUGAUAAAAACUCCGAAUUAGGAAACUGCAUGUCACAAUUAAUUGAUUGUGUUGAUAGGGGAGAAGUCAUUUACAUUAUCUUCUUCUCGGAAAACAAGAAGUUUUAUGAUGAUUUGUUGAAAUUUUUGAAACAAAAUCCUCCUGAAAAUUGGAAAGAUUCAGCAAAGCUUUAUCUCUUAGUGGAAUCAAACCACGACGUUCCAUCAGAGCUCGUUAUGCAUGCGAGCGUCUGUUUUGUCGAGUUUUAA
Messenger RNA from Trichomonas vaginalis G3, 9636 nucleotides. RefSeq names its product dynein axonemal heavy chain 7-related family. The record is from RefSeq and is a predicted model, not a curated record. Lineage: Eukaryota; Parabasalia; Trichomonadida; Trichomonadidae. The transcript has a single exon. The coding region runs from base 1 to 9636 and encodes 3211 amino acids.